Mycetomoellerius zeteki is the source of this 1004-nucleotide messenger RNA. RefSeq names its product seminal metalloprotease 1. The coding region runs from base 1 to 942 and encodes 313 amino acids. The transcript is spliced from 6 exons. Lineage: Eukaryota; Metazoa; Arthropoda; Insecta; Hymenoptera; Formicidae. Gene Ontology annotation, biological process: proteolysis. The record is from RefSeq and is a predicted model, not a curated record. Gene Ontology annotation, molecular function: metalloendopeptidase activity; zinc ion binding.
AUGAGCGUGGUGGAUAAGAAUUUCGUAUAUAAACAAAGAAACGUAGCCAGCGUCAGUUCGGAACUGCCAGUCAAAAGCCAUCGUGGAUCCCAUGGCCAUUCUAUACCGCCCGAACCACGAUUCAAUGGAGUUUUCAAUCAUGAUCACAAUCAUGAGGAAAUUGCUGAUAACAUAAAAUCUUGGAAUCCCAAUAAUCUACAAAAUGUUUGGGAAUUGAGCGGUUUAUAUGAAGGUGAUAUAAUGAUUCAUCCAGAUAGUUCAAUGGAUAGUCCGUGGAAAAAUGGUCUUUUAAACGCUACAGCACGAUGGCCCGGCGGUGUCGUGCCCUAUUUUAUACAAGAAGAUGAUUUUGAUCGUGAUCAAAUCGAAUUGAUAAAAGAAGCUAUGCAGGAGUACCAUAAAAGAACUUGCUUGCGUUUUCGACCUUACAAAGAUACUGAUGACGAUUACGUGACGAUACAAGCGAAAAAUUCAGGGUGCUGGUCUCUGGUGGGUCGUCACGGUCACGGACAAGUAUUGAAUCUACAGAAUCCAGGAUGCAUUCAUCAUGGUGUUGUCGUGCAUGAGCUCAUGCAUGCCUUAGGCUUUUAUCAUCAGCAAAGCGCCGCGAACCGAGACGAGUGGGUCAUUAUACAUUGGGAGAACAUCAAAUUGGGUAAGGAGCAUAACUUCAAUAAAUAUGACAAUCGCACUGUCACCGAUUAUGGUAUUGACUAUGAUUACAAGAGUGUCAUGCACUACAGCUCCCACGCGUUCUCCAAGAAUGGAGAACCUACUAUUACACCGAAGAAAGAGAAGGUGCAACUUGGUCAGCGAGACGGACUCAGUGAAAAGGACGUGGCCAAGGUGCAAGCAAUGUAUAAAGAACAAUGUGACGAUCGAAAUCGUAGCCAUUCUUCUGAAUCUUUUGAAGAGAUUUUUAUAGAAUGGCUAUUCGAUUAAAUUCAUAUAUUUUUAAAUAAUCGGAUUGUAGUAUAAUAAAGCAUGGAUAUAUUAGCAUACAC